Bombyx mandarina (wild silkworm) is the source of this 2263-nucleotide messenger RNA. It is a transcript of the gene HtrA2, whose product is annotated as HTRA2-related serine protease. Gene Ontology annotation, biological process: positive regulation of apoptotic process; programmed cell death; proteolysis. The record is from RefSeq and is a predicted model, not a curated record. Gene Ontology annotation, molecular function: serine-type endopeptidase activity; protein binding. Lineage: Eukaryota; Metazoa; Arthropoda; Insecta; Lepidoptera; Bombycidae.
GUGCGGAAAGCAAAAACAAUCAACAAUGAAUUUAAGACUUUUCCGUAUUUUUAAAACAAAUACUAUAUCCAAAAUAAACUACAGAUGUACUAGUCGUGUUGUGCCAAUACUUAAUAACUACAAAAAUAACAGUGAUGUCAAUCAAAGCUCUUACUUUAGCUGCAUUUUAGGAGCCACUAUAGGGUUUAUAGGUUAUUUUAGUUUACGUGAAAAAGUAACAGCUGCUACAGUUGUAAAUGAUUUGAAAGGACGAAGGGAGAAAUAUAAUUUUAUUGCUGACGUUGUGGCAGUUUCGGCGGCGUCUGUUGUGUAUAUAGAAAUAGUAGACGGACGAAGAAUAGAUGCGUUUACCGGUAAAAAAUUAAAGAUAUCCAAUGGCUCGGGAUUCAUCAUUAAGGAAGACGGGCUGAUAUUAACUAACGCUCAUGUUGUAGUCAAUAAGCCUAAUGCAAUCGUCAAAGUUAGAUUAACUGAUGGUUCAACACACGAGGCCCUCAUAGAACACUAUGACCUACAAUCAGAUCUAGCAACACUUCGGAUACCAGUUAAAGGGCUACCAACAAUGAAACUUGGUACUUCCGCUGAUCUCAAGCCUGGCGAGUGGGUGGUGGCUAUAGGAAGUCCCCUUGAUUUGAGCAACACAGUCACAGCUGGUGUAGUGAGCUCUACUCAGAGAGCUGGAAGCGAACUUGGCUUACAAGACAGAAAUAUAGUCUACAUACAAACGGAUGCUCCGAUUACAUUCGGUAACAGCGGGGGACCUCUUGUCAAUCUCGACGGCGAAGCUAUAGGCAUUAACAGCAUGAAAGUCACCUACGGAAUAUCGUUUGCCAUACCCAUAGAUUAUGUAAAGGAAUUCUUGGCUAAACAUAAAACCAAGUCUCCUCAAGUCUCGAAGCGUUACCUCGGCAUCACCAUGCUCUCAUUAACGCCUUCCAUACUCAUGGAGUUGAAGAUGAGAAAUCCCGAGAUGCCAACCGAUAUUCAACACGGUAUCCUUGUAUGGAAGGUCAUCAUUGGAUCUCCUGCUUUCAACGGGGGUCUACAACCAGGCGACAUUGUAGUCAAAAUAAACGGAAAACCAGUUCACAAUACAACCGAUAUAUACAACAUUCUAGAAAGUACGACGGGGAGUUUGAAGAUUGACGCCGUCAGAGGGCGCCAGCAGAUAAACCUGACCAUAGUACCAGAGUUACACUGAUAUAGUCUUCGACGUGGUUUUUUUUUGAGCGAGCAUACGGCUCACUUGAAGAUGAGUGGUUGCCGUCGUUCAUGGAAGACAGUAAUUUCAAGGGCAGAGCCAAGCCACUGCCUACUUAAUAAUCACAGUAAUCCUCCUUAUAACGCGGUGUUCUUUAAGCGAUUUCACUCCGCCAUAUUUAUCAUUAAUUUCGCGUAUCUUUGCACGUUGUGACAAUUGUAUUGUUAUAAAAUUAAAUUAAUUCAUUAAAUUUUUGUUCUUAGUUUUUUGAACUAUAUUGUAUUAUAAUUGUAUAUAUAUAAUAAUAUAUUGCAUUUGUACAUAACGCGUUAUACGGCAGCAAGGUCAUACAAGCGCGUUAUGCGAGAGUACUACUCGUACUACAACGUGUUUUGCUAUAACGCGGAAUUAAUCUAUCGUGUCAUAGGGAGUGUUACAGGGAGCUCCCUGCUAAUCUAGUCUGAAGAAAGGCAUGUCAUAGCGCUAAUAAAAUUUAGACAAAAGCUUAUUUUAUUAUGACAAAUUGACGUUAAAACCACCUUUAUAUGUAAAUUAUUGGUUUUGUUAUUCACGCCUCUAUGAUAUAUGUAUAUAGAUAUGUAUUUUUGUAUAUAUAUAUUUAUUCAAGCUUACCAGCGAAGCUUGUAGUAAUAAAUGCCUACAUCUAAUCAGAUGUUUGUUUAUUAACCAUAAUAUGGAUACGUGAACGCCUGAAAAUGGCGCUAAUUGACUUUUAAUGACCACACCAAGCUUUAAUGGGUUUUUUUUUUCAAUGUCUGAUAAUUACGCGAUAUGAAAAAGUGAUGCACAAUUUUAAGUGGAAUACUGGAAUGUCGUUAUUUGUUAAAUGUACCGCUUACAAAACGCGGUCGAAUGUUAUUUGAACGAUUGUGACGUCAUUUGGGGUCAUAACAAGGAAAUGUAUAAUCUGUGCUAAAAGACAACGACUCUUCAACUAUGACAUAAUAUUUAAUGCGAACACUAUGUUUUGUUUCAAGUUGUAGAUGUUUUUAACUCCGAUUCUUUGUUUUUUUUUAAAUAUUUAUUUAAAAUAAUUGUUUG